CUUAAACGAAAAAGAUUUGAAGAAAGACAAUACAAAUCGUCAUCAUAAUGGCCUAAAUAAUAACCAUUCGAGGUAAUUGAUGAAUAACUUAAAUGUAAUUUACUUUUAAAAUCUUUAAUAAAUGUAAUAAAAAUUCCAACCAUUAACAUUAACUUUUUACAACAAGUAAAACUAAACAUUGAGUAACAACUUAGUAUCAUUUCUCACACACUAGUUCCGAAGUGACUAAACUGGAUAGCUCUGUUAAUUCUUAACUGUUCUCCCUGGUUUUCACUCGUUUCCAACCAUCAAACUGACGUUAAGUCAUUUGAUCAAUUUCAAAAGUUGAUUCUUUUUGGAUUUAUUUUAUUAUUUUGGUUAGGGUUGGAGUAGGGACUGGGUUGGUUACAUAGCCAUUUAACACCUCUUCCGGAAAUGACGUCACGUCAGCCGUUCUUCCUAGAGGUCCAGUAAUUAAAGUCCACCCUAUUCCUUUUAUUGGUCUACUAUACCAACCAGUGUGCUGCCUUCCUAUCCCUAAUCUAAAUGUAAUCCAACACCUAAAUCAAAUCCAAUCUCCUUCCAUUUCUAACUCCAGUCUUAAUCUUCAUUUUUUUAGGAUCAGUCGUAACAUUUCCGGCAAGAUAGUGAAUACCAAACGUCCUCCAGCCCCGGGCCGACCUAAACCAGGACUUCCACCAAGACCAUCCUUACCAAAAUGCCGCACACUGUACGCGUAUGACGCACAGGAUACUGAAGAAUUGAGCUUUAACGCCGGGGAAGUUGUUGAUAUCUUGAAAGAAGGUUUGUUGUGUUGUGUGAAAUACAUCGUUGUUUACCAUUUAUAUGCAUGGUUAUGGCUACGUUUCCACUAUACCUGAUAGCUUUCCGUAGCGGCGCGAAAAAGCACCUAUCCAACACGGUUUGUGCAACUUUCAGAAGCUGAGCGAAACAACAUCUCUCCGUUGCAAUAAUUCCUCUGAAAAUAGCGUUCCUAAAAGGUAUGGAUACGUGUUUUUUCACGUCGCUACGAAAAGCUAUCCACCACAGUGUAACCAUAGCCUUGAACUCGAAUUCAAAAUUGGAAAAUCCCGUCGGCAAAGCAUGCGCGUUUUAUUUACUCAAUACGGUAUCUGAGACCUCUGAUCUGAGGCAUACGCCUGUAUGCCUCAGAUCAAUGCUGUUUUUGAAUAGCUGGAGGGUGAGUAGUCGCAUAGUAAGGUACGACACUAACCUUACAGCUAUUCAAAAAUAGCACUGCCACUCAAGGGAAGCUCAGAUUGAACCUCCACUCAUUGAGUGUGAGUGAGCUUUUAGAAUACAGGCGAUAGAUUUCGAUAAAUACUUACAACGCUUAUUAUAAAUUCCAAUAUGGCGGUUCCGUAAUCAAAACUUUCUAUCUGAUAUUUUCAGAGGAUUCUGGAUGGUGGACGGGUCGUCUACGAGGAAAGGAAGGACUAUUUCCAUACAAUUAUGUGGAAAAAAUCUAA
Messenger RNA from Paramuricea clavata, 1469 nucleotides. NCBI's taxonomy places the organism in Eukaryota, Metazoa, Cnidaria, Anthozoa, Malacalcyonacea, Plexauridae. The record is from the annotation of a GenBank genome assembly.